GUCUUGCAAAGACGAGUCACCACGCGCUUCAACACUAUCAAAUUUCACACGCAAUCGUAGACAUUUAAUCUUAAACGUCACAUUUUAUCCGCUAAAUAUUAUUUUAUACAUACAACAACCACAAGGAAAAUGCUCACUUUCGUGUUAGCAAAGAGUAAAGCGAUCAGAGUGAGCUCUCUUUAUUUCGACUACCAGCCUGACACUCACUCCCACAGGAGCAUGCUGGGAAUUGUAGUCUUACCAAAACAGUCAGCUAAACCCGCGAUAACCCACCAUUUUUUACGUAUUUCCAAUGCAUUGACAAUAGUAAGCAGCUAUCUAUUGUAAUAGUUCUGACUCUUUCUAUUUUCGUUCGGUGACCUGUGUUUUGCUGUACGCGAGGAAUCUCAUCCGUUCACGCGGGUGUUUGUCGUAAGUAAACCGAAAGAAACUCCAAAUCCCAGAAUGCACCUGUACCAGCUUUGACGCUGCACUGUUGUUCAUGGCGUCUGGUGGUGGAAGGCAAGGGGCUGCUCGCCUUCUGACACUCAGAUAGGCUGUCACAUUUUUUACGCUGCUUGUCACAAUGGAGGUGGCCCAGUCGCUCGGUGCGGACGAGCAGACGCGUUUGACCCAACUGCGGUUCGACGCCGCCGUCAAAGUCAUCAAGAGUUUGCCACCGAAUGGUUCUUUUCAGCCGUCCAACGACAUGAUGCUCAAGUUUUACAGUUACUACAAGCAAGCCACUGUUGGCAAGUGCAACAUCGCCCGGCCGGGAUUCUGGGAUGCCGUCGGCAAAGCUAAAUGGAAUGCAUGGAACUCUCUGGGUGAAAUGACAAAAGAAGAAGCGAUGGCGGCCUACGUUGACGAAAUGAAGCUGAUUCUGGAGGGCAUGCCCAUGACGGGCGAGGUGGAGGAGCUCCUGCGGAUCCUCGGACCCUUUUACGAACUGGUGGACGAGAAGAAAAAAAUCACGCAGAUAUCAGACCUCAGCACAGCCCGUUUGACGCAGUUUGCUAGGCAGCUGGAAGGCUUCGGCUCGACUCCGAGCGUCGUGUUGUCGAGGAGCGUGGCCAAGAGCGUCGUCAGGACCAUGGAAAUGAACGGAACGCUGGAGACCCGGCCCGCCGAGCCCACGCCCGACGACCGCAAGGAAACGUCCGGCAAAGACUCGCAGGAAGAAGACGAGGAGGAGGUCAAGAAAGCCUCGCAGCCAAAGAAGAAAGCGUCGCCGAGGUCGCGCACGGCUCAGAACGAAAAGGUGGCCAACAACGUGGCGCGUUUGACCAACGGCGAACACUCGCUCGUCCCUCAGGACGCGCCGGGCGCUCAGCUUCUGCUCAACGGCCACCACGACGACGGCAGCAAGGAUGUGACGGGCCCCGCCCAGCUCGCCAGCGACUCGGACAGCGAAGUCUAUUGUGACUCGGUCGACCAGUUUGGCCAGAACGAGAGCCCAGAGCAGAACCGCUCUAUGCAGGACCUGGACGAGGAAGACGAGGAGCCUGUGGACUGCGAGGAAGUCCGGGGAGCGCCGCAGGGCAUCAGGUGCGGCGGCGAGGACGGAGACGCCGGCGGGAGCGUGACGCAGAGGUCCAGACUCGACGUGGACAUGUCAAACUCCUCCGUCGGAGGCGGCAGAGGCUCCAGGUCCCACGGCCGUGGCCCCGGCGCGCUGAAGCCAGCACGCGGCGGUGGCGACGACGACGACGACGGCGGCGGCGGCGGCGAGCGGCGUUGCGGAGCGGGCACGCCCGUGGGCAGCCUGAACGAGCAUAUCGUGGCGGCGCUGGCUCAGCUGCAGGACGACAUGCGCAGCGUCCUGGACAGGCUCCACACGCUGGAGGCCCUUACUGCCACGCAGGCCAGGUCAGCUGCCGUGUCUCCUGUUCAGCCGUCCACGCUGCUCAAUAACAACGGUCAGAGACCAUCGUGGUGGCCUUUCGACAUUUCUCCCAGCAGUCUGGCCUUUGCCGUCGUGUGGCCAUUUGUGGUGCACUGGCUCAUCGGCCUCUACGUGCAGAGGAGGAGAAGACGACUGAACUGAAACAAACGACGGCGGCCGUGAAGAAGAGUCCUGGCCGGCGACGAUUGGCGGGUUGACUAAACCGCUUUCCACAUUUGCUUUUGCACUAAAGAAGAAAAGAAGAAAGAAGUCUCGUGAGGAAAUGUGCGUACUAAAAGAAUGUGAUGCAAGGCCUUGUUUUUCAGACGGUUUCCAUAGCAACUAGGGCUUUUACCCUGCACAAAGCGGGCCCGAGGCUUCUUGAGCUUGACCUGAUUUUAACCUUUUACUUUUGUCGCCCCGAGCAAUGCUGCUAAAACAAACAAGAUGUUGUAACAACUUGGUAGUUUAGAAAGGAAGAUGCGUAAAUACUGUGUUGUGACAUUCUUUGUAAUUCUAACGUGAUAGGGUUGCAAAAGGGGGGAACAUUUCUUUUUCCAUUAAAAAUUCAAAUUUAUAGGAAUUAACUGGGAAUUGAGGGUCAUUUCAUGGGAAAGUAUGAAGUUAAACAUUUUUUCAUAGCAGAUUUCCAUUCAAAAUAAUACAAUUAAGCAUGAUAUUUUCAAAGAUGUAUUUGUAAGCGCUUGGGAAAACUUAUUUAUUUAUUUUUUGGGGACAGAUGUUCGGGACCAAACCCUGUGCAUCUUCUGCACUGUCAAUUUGAACUAAUGUCCUGUUUUUAAAGGAUGGAUGGAAAUAGAAACAGAUUCAUGAUUAAAAUAAUCAUUAGUUGCAGCCUUUGCCAUAUGUAAUAUUAUAUUCCUCAUCCCCUUGAACCAACACAGUGAAAAAUUAACAAAAGAAGAAGAAAAGUUUGCAACCCUAGACGUUACUAUUUAUUGCUUUUAGUAGCUAAACAAUCGUGCGGCAUUUCCGUUCAUCCUGGUGGUCUUCCCAUGAUAGAAGUGCCUCGACAUCAUUAGGUGCACACAUUGUAGCAAACGUACCAAACCAAUAUGAAUAAUACCAGUACAGGACAUCACUCAAACCAGUGAAAUCUCAUGUAGUUGCUCUGCUAUCAGAAAUGAUCCCCCCCCCCCCAAUGACUGUGCGAGCUAAUUAAUAUCAUAGUGACAUCUCUACAAACUAUACAAUUAGCAGGUUCAAAUGCAAUAUUUUAAUUGCAUCAUCAUGUAUAAUAAAAAUUAUAUUUACCAAGAUUUACAUUGGUGAAAAACACUGAUCAGUCCAACAGCCAUUUGUUUUAUUAAAAAUAUAUAAUAUAAAGUGAUAGUUUCUACUGAAAUGUAUGACUGGCUGUUUGUUUCCAUGUCGUAAUCGAAGCCUCAAAUAAAAGUUUCAUAACACA
Molecule: messenger RNA, 3293 nt
Organism: Phycodurus eques (leafy seadragon)
Lineage: Eukaryota; Metazoa; Chordata; Actinopteri; Syngnathiformes; Syngnathidae
Gene: acbd5a
Product: acyl-CoA binding domain containing 5a
Exons: 14
Coding region: 566-2026 (486 amino acids)
Biological process (GO): autophagy of peroxisome; fatty acid metabolic process
Cellular component (GO): peroxisome
Molecular function (GO): fatty-acyl-CoA binding
Source: RefSeq, a predicted model, not a curated record